This is a messenger RNA of Melanotaenia boesemani (Boeseman's rainbowfish), 1975 nucleotides long. RefSeq names its product vasodilator-stimulated phosphoprotein-like. Gene Ontology annotation, molecular function: profilin binding; SH3 domain binding. The record is from RefSeq and is a predicted model, not a curated record. The transcript is spliced from 13 exons. Lineage: Eukaryota; Metazoa; Chordata; Actinopteri; Atheriniformes; Melanotaeniidae. The coding region runs from base 158 to 1351 and encodes 397 amino acids. Gene Ontology annotation, biological process: positive regulation of actin filament polymerization; neural tube closure; actin cytoskeleton organization.
UGCAUGUGGUUGGUGUUACAGUGAUGAGAGCGAUGGAGGUGCUCAGGCACGACUGACUGACUUCGGUUCAACAGGAGACUGAUGUGAAAGACGAGGACUCGGUAGAUUCUGAGUGUGAGAAAUCAAAGAAACGUUGGACUUUAACUUUAUCUGGAACAUGGGUGAGUCCAGUCUUUGUCAGGUGAGAGCAACGGUCAUGUUUUAUGACGACAGCAACAAGCGCUGGGUUGCUGCAGGAUCUGACCCCAGCCCUUCCUUCAGCCGUGUCCACAUCUACCACAACCCUGCAGCCAGCACCUUCAGAGUUGUGGGACGCAAAAUGCAGGCCGACCAGCAGGUGGUGAUAAACUGUCCUAUCAUAAAAGGAAUAAAGUAUAAUGACGCCACACCCACCUUCCAUCAGUGGAGGGAUCCCAAGCAGGUGUGGGGCUUGAACUUUGGGAGUAAAGAAGAUGCUGCUUCUUUUGCAAAUUGCAUGAUGCAGGCAUUACAGACCCUGAACUCGCCACCAGGUCCACCUCAGAAUGGACCAUCGGCACAACAGCUGGAACAACAAAGAAGACCAGAGCCGCCCCAGGCUGCCCCACCUGCUACUCCACCUGCUGCUCCACCCGCCGCUCCACCUGCACCACCUGCACCACCUGCUCCACCUGCACCUCCACCACCUCCAGGUCCGCCCCCAACUUCCUCUGGGCCAUGCCCACCUGCACCUCCUCCCCCUCCUUCUGGUGGUAUGGUCCCACCUCCACCACCCCCACCACCUAUGGGAGGAGGUGGAGGAGGUGGUGGAGGAGGUGGAGGCAAUGCAGGCCUUGCUGCAGCUCUUGCAGGAGCCAAACUGCGCAAAACAGAGAAGAAGGAUGAGGGGGGAGAAGCCCCAGCACCCAAACCAGCCUCCUCAUCUGGUGGAGGAGGUAACCUGAUGGGAGAAAUGAGUGCAAUCCUGGCAAGGAGGAGGAAAGCUGCUGAUAAACCUGCUGAAAAAAAGGAAGAACCUAGCAGUGAGGAAUGUGACUCCUCAAGUUCAAAACCUUCAGGAUCAGGAGAUAUAAGCCAGCCUAAAGAAACAUCUGCAGCUGUGCCGAGAGCCAAAUCCAUAACCAGUAACUGGAGGGACUCAAGUCCGAGUCCCAGCUCUAGUACAUCUCCGUCCACUGCCAAUGCUCCUGUUUCCAGGCUGAAGAUGAUGAAGAAGAGUUCAGAUAGUGCAGAUGGGAAUACCGAUAUGGAGCAAAUCAAACAGGAAAUCAUUGAAGAAGUGAGAAAGGAACUCCAUAAAAUGAAGGAUGAAAUUAUUUCAGCUCUGAUUCAGGAGCUGCAAGCCGGAAAGACUCAGGAUGAAAACUGCUGAAAGACGGAGAAUUGAAAUGAUAAAUCUGACUGCUGUACCGUUCAAAACUCAGGCAGACUGUUAUUUUUAUUUUUUUAUUUUUACUUGAUAGACAUGAAGUAAUUUUUACAAGCUCUAAAUAUACAAAAUAUGUGGUUCUCAAUGUGCCUUUUUCAUAUGACGAUUUUUGGAUUUGAACUAAAGUUGCCUCCAUCUUCAUUUGUCUGCAAGGACAAAAACAUGAACAAACAGAAUUCCAUUCAUAUUUCAACCAAGCACCUUUCUACUGUGGUACUUUAACACAGUUCAGCUUCAGUUAAAUUCAGAAUAAUUCAGUCCAACAGAGAAUAUGGCGAAACGUUAUGUUAUGCUGGGAUAGAAACUCUAUUGUUAUGUUUGGCUAAAAAUGGCUAAAAACUCUGCUGGAGAAGGUAAGCAAUGACUAAAGGAAAGAAGAAGAAGAUGAUGGACUUUAAAGGAUGGUGUCAUUAAUUGUAGAAUCUGCUAAUUAAUACCAAAUCUGAUCCUCCACAAAAAUCGACCCCAGAUACAGUAAACUGACUGUAAUUCUGACAAAGUGUCGGCUGAAUCAUCAUGUUGAUAAUAAAACUGCGUUAAACUCGUGAAACUCGUUGUGUAUUGUUU